CCUCUGGCACACGGGAAUUUGUAUCUUUUCAUCUGACAAGAAUUUGUUGAGUCCAUGGAGAUAGAUGGGGGGCAGGAAAAUUGCAAUUUCCCCGUGAAAAAAGUACAUUGGUGUAGUUUUCUCGUGCGAAUCCCAUCAAGAGGCACCCCAUACUUCAUGUGAGCACCAUGCUAACACACAAAAACAACCAAGUUGUCCGGAAGAAAAUGCAAGUGUCAUUCGUGAUACGGGACGCAGAGGAGAAGCGCCACCGGAAUGGAGUCAAUGCCCUUCAGUUGGAUCCCGUAAAUGGGAGGCUUUAUUCAGCCGGCAGGGAUGCAAUUAUACGUGUGUGGAAUAGUACGCAAACAACGUCGCAGGAGCCCUACAUUCAGAGUAUGGAGCAUCACAAUGAUUGGGUGAAUGAUAUUGUGCUGUGCUGCGGUGGACGCCACCUAAUCAGUGCCAGCUGUGAUACGACGGUGAAGGUGUGGAAUGCCCACAGGGGAUUCUGCAUGUCAACGCUCAAGACGCACCGUGACUACGUGCAGGCGCUGGCCUAUGCGAAGGAUCGCGAGCAAGUUGCCAGUGCGGGGCUCGAUAAGGCAAUCUACCUGUGGGAUGUCAACACCCUGACAGCCCUCACGGCCAGCAACAACACCGUCACCACCUCUAGUCUGCCCGGCAGUCGCGACAGCAUCUACAGCCUGGCUAUGAAUCAGUCCGGCACUGUGAUUGUGAGUGGUUCACCGGAGAAUACGCUACGUGUGUGGGAUCCGCGCACCUGCAAUCGCCUCAUGAAGCUCAAGGGGCACACUGAGAAUGUCAAGGCACUCGUGGUGUCGCCCGAUGGCAAGGAGGUUGUUUCCGGCAGCUCAGACGGGACGAUAAAGCUGUGGAAUUUGGGUGAGCAACGAUGCAUCCAGACACUCCAUGUACAUUCCGAGGGGGUGUGGGCACUCCUCACCACCGACACCUUCUCGCACGUCAUAUCAGGGAGUCGCGACAAGAAGGUGUUCAUGACGGAGUUGCGGAAUCCCAGCAAUAGUGUCCUCGUGUGCGAGGAGCGCGCCCCCGUCCUCAGUUUGUGCUACAACGUCGACCAGACGGGUGUCUGGACGACAACGUGGAAUUCCGACAUUCGCUGCUGGCGCCUCCCGCGGCCGCACACUGACAAAUACAGCCACACCAACGACACGGGCGGUGUCAUCACGAAUGGUGGCACCCCGCCGGCACGGGGCACGGAAACGGCGUGCAUUCGUGGUGGGGCGGCCAUCAAGAAGUACGCCGUGCUCAAUGAUAAGCGGCACAUCCUCACGCGCGACACAGAGCAGAAUGUGGCGCUGUAUGAUGUGCUGAAGGUCACCAAGGUGGAGGAUUUGGGCCCCGUGGACUUUGAGGAGGAGCUCAAUAGGCGCAAUCAGCGCAUCUACAUCCCCAAUUGGUUUACGGUAGACCUCAAAACGGGUAUGCCAACAAUUGUCCUUGGGCAGGAUGAGGUUGAUUGCUUUGCUGCGUGGGUGGCUGCUGAGUCGGGUUUGCCGGAGCACGUUGAGGCAGGCUCAGAGGUGAAGGUGAAUUACGGUAGUUUGCUGCUGCAAGCACUCCUGGAGGCAUGGACGCCGCCGCACAGUGCCCCAGCAUCGGACAUGGACAACGAGAUUAAGGGCAAUGGGUACUUCUCAGUGCCGAAACAUACUCCCCUCAUUUUUAGCGAAGUCGGCGGGAGGACGGUGUGCAGGCUCCUCGUACGCGAUGCAGCGGGUGAAAGUGAGAGCGCCCUGCUGCAUGAGACAGUCCCGUCGUGGGUGACGGAUGUGGUGAUUGAGCGUAAUAUGCCUAAAUUCAUCAAAAUCCCCUUCUAUCUCCUCCCGCAUCCACUAAUGGUGAAGCAGGAUCGCAUGAAGAAGGAACGUCUCAUUGCCAAUGAAUUCAUACCGUGCCGAAAAUUAUGCGAACACGUACUGGAGAAGGUGCUUGGCACCGAAGUAACACCAGGUAUUAGCAAUGCGUCGAAUUCAUCCCAAAAUAGCCAAAGUGAUGCCAAUUCGGAGGGAUCACAGAUCCCACCAGAGGAUCGUCUCGAACUGCUCUGCAACGAUAUUGUUCUUGAUCCAAAUAUGGAUUUAAGGACAGUGAGGCAUUUGAUCUGGAAGCAAUCAGCAGACUUGACCUUCCACUACAAGACUAAGCCCUUUACCUGAGUGGCCACUUCGAGUACACCACCACCAUCAUCCCCCCCCCCCCAACACUAAAUUAAAGAACAAAUAGAGCUGGCAAAAAAGUAAAAAAAAAAUGGGGAAUUUGUGCAUGUAAAAGAUCGUCAUUUAUUCUAAUCUUUAGAAUGAACAUUUAAACAAUAUUUCUGAAGUUAAGAGAGUAAAAAAAAAAGAGAAUAAUGUGAGGAGAUUGAAUAUAUUAUACAACAAUUGAAAACUUAAUGAUUAUAAAAAAUGCGUCUUUUCUGAAUCUCCUGCAAUAGCCGGAAGUUCGGGAACAGGUACAGCUGGCCAUGUGAUGCGAGUCUUCGGCACAUGGAACGUCUCAGUCGUGCUGGUGUUGCUGAUUCCGCCGUUCCAGCUGCUCCAGCCGCUGUAGUGUUGACUGCUGGGGCUUCUCCUUGAGCUCCUUGAAGGUCUGCUCGAUGUCCUGGGAUAUGGAUGCCGGGACUUCAAUUUCAUGGGCCGCAUAAGUGUUUGGCAGCCGCAUGGCGACCCUCUCCAUGCAGAUUUCCCGCAGUGGCCGCACCGGGGCGUGGAUUCGGGCAAUUUGGCGCUUUAUCAUCAUUCGCACCAAAUCUAUUGAUCCCUCGUACCACACCACGGGGAAGAAGACUUCCUGGCCGUUCACCAGGAACUUGGUGAGGUUGUAGGCAUCCACGAAGCACCACGGAUGUGACACAAAGGUGUCAAUUUUUCGCUUCUCAUCCGGUUGGAGGAUGCCGUAGCUUGCUCUCUGGCCUGAAUAGUUUAUCCAGAAGAGCUCCACAUGCCUAUUGCUCGUAUUGUGGAAUAAUACGAAGGCCCGAUGUGAAGAAACUCCGGACCGUAGAGCAGGGAGUUCAGCGGGAACUCGUCCAGCAGCACCAGCAACGAUUUGAGCGUGUCCAGCAGCCAUUAUUUUUUUCUUAUUUUUUUAUGUGGAACUUCACGAACUUUUAAUGCACAGAGAGACGUGAAAAAUAAAGAUUUUUGCCAAA
Molecule: messenger RNA, 3178 nt
Organism: Lutzomyia longipalpis
Lineage: Eukaryota; Metazoa; Arthropoda; Insecta; Diptera; Psychodidae
Product: WD repeat-containing protein 48 homolog
Exons: 5
Coding region: 168-2183 (671 amino acids)
Biological process (GO): double-strand break repair via homologous recombination; protein deubiquitination
Molecular function (GO): ubiquitin binding
Source: RefSeq, a predicted model, not a curated record